AUGGCGGCCGCGGUGCUGACGGACCCGGCGCAGGGGAAUGUGACCUUUGAGGACGUGUUCGUGUCCUUCUCCCAGGAGGAGUGGGGGCUCCUUGAUGAGGCUCAGAGGCUCUUGUACCGCGAAGUGAUGCUGGAGAACUUUGCACUGAUGGCCUCACUGGGUUGUUGGCAUGGAAUGGAGGAGGAUGAGAUCCAUUUUGAGCAGAGCAUUUCUGUGAAAAGAAUGUCUAAGGGCAUGACUCCUAAGAUGAUUCCAUCUUCCCAGAAGGCCCACCCCUGUGAGACAUGUGGCCCGAUCUUGAGAGAUGUUCUGCACAUGGCUGAGCACCAAGAAACACGUCCUGGGCAGAAACCAUACCUGUCUGUGGCAUGUGGGAAACAGCUGUGGUUCAGUGCAAACUUCCCCCUCUACAAUCAGUACAGUAGAGAGAAACCCUGCAGGAGGGACGUGCACAGGGCCCUUCUUGUGAGCAGCUGCCCUGUCCAGUCAUUGAAGACACCUUUUACCACGAGGGAGGGUUGUGAGGAUUUUCCAACCAGCUCAAGCAUGUUUCAGCAGCAUUACCCUCUUAGCAAGUGGAACCCACAAAGUGACACCCACUGUGCAGAGGUCUUUCACAGUGGACAAAAGCAUUAUGAGUGCAGCGAAUGUGGGAAGACCUUCAGCCGCAAGGACUCACUUGUUCAGCACCAAAGAGUCCACACUGGAGAGAGGCCUUACAAGUGCAGCGAAUGUGGGAAAACCUUUAGCCGCAAACCCAUACUUGCGCAGCACCAGAGGAUCCACACUGGAGAGAUGCCUUACGAGUGUGGCAUAUGUGGGAAAGUUUUUAAUCAUAGCUCUAAUCUCAUUGUACACCAGAGAGUCCACACUGGAGCACGGCCUUACAAGUGCAGCGAAUGUGGGAAAGCCUACAGUCACAAAUCCACGCUUGUUCAGCAUGAGAGUAUCCACACCGGAGAAAGGCCUUAUGAGUGCAGUGAAUGUGGGAAAUACUUCGGCCACAAAUACAGACUCAUUAAGCACUGGAGUGUUCAUACUGGGGCACGGCCUUAUGAGUGCAUUGCAUGUGGGAAGUUUUUCAGCCAAAGCUCCGAUCUUAUUGCCCACCAGAGAGUUCACAAUGGUGAGAAGCCGUAUGUGUGCAGUGAGUGUGGAAAAGCCUUUAGCCACAAACAUGUGCUUAUGCAGCACCUUAGAAUCCACACUGGAGAAAGGCCAUAUAAAUGCAGUGAGUGUGGGAAAGCCUUCAGGCAAAGGGCUUCCCUCAUCAGACAUUGGAAGGUUCACGCUGGAGAAAGGCCUUAGGAGAGCAGGGAACACUCUGUCUUAUUCAACAUAGUGACACCAGAGAGAGGCUCCAAGAGGAGCCUUUGUGAGUAGCCAUAAGCUAGAUGAGCCUCGUGUUUGAACUCCCACCCUGAGGAGAUUCUUCUGUGUGCCAGCUCUGUGGGAAGCAUUCUGGGGGCAGUAUUGUACUUUGUAACAUGCCUUGGCCACUGUGAAAGGUCUCUGCGUGCUUGCCAAAACCGUGUCACUGCCAGCAUCUGAAAGAAGCCAUACAUCUGUGCAACAGCAGGGCCCCACAUUGUGUGUA
Molecule: messenger RNA, 1597 nt
Organism: Budorcas taxicolor (takin)
Lineage: Eukaryota; Metazoa; Chordata; Mammalia; Artiodactyla; Bovidae
Gene: ZNF772
Product: zinc finger protein 772
Exons: 3
Coding region: 1-1308 (435 amino acids)
Biological process (GO): negative regulation of transcription by RNA polymerase II
Molecular function (GO): DNA-binding transcription repressor activity, RNA polymerase II-specific
Source: RefSeq, a predicted model, not a curated record